ACGAAAUGAUCUGCCCUGGAGCCGCAGCAAAAUGCUGGAUGGACACCUACUCCUGGGAUGGUUAUCGUUCACAGUUAUAGUGCAUCUUCUCAGCUUGCCUCGACCGACCACAGCUUACUUCGGGUUGACUGGUAAUGAACCAUUAUCUGUUCUGCCACUGAAUUCAAUACCAGAAGAGACCAUGGGCAGGGCCCACUUCAAGCUCUGUGACCGUCUCAAGCUGGAAAAGAAGCAGCGGAGGAUGUGCAGACGAGACCCGGGCGUGGCAGAUACCUUGAGGGAGGCCAUAAUUAUGAGUGCCUUAGAAUGCCAACAUCAGUUUCGCUUUGAGAGGUGGAAUUGCACUUUAGAAGGGCGCCAUAGGGCCAACAUAUUAAAAAGAGGAUUCAAAGAAACCUCCUUUUUGUAUGCUAUCUCCUCGGCCGGCCUAACGCAUGCCCUAGCCAAAGCUUGCAGUGCAGGACGGAUGGAGCGUUGCACAUGUGACGAAGCCCCAGAUCUGGAGAACCGCAAGGCCUGGCAGUGGGGAGGCUGCGGCGACAACCUCAAAUAUGCCAACAAGUUUGUCAAGGAAUUUCUUGGCAAACGCUCCAACAAGGACCUGCGUGCACUGGUUGACACGCACAACACAAAUGUGGGGAUGAAGGUAAUCAAGGCGGGAGUGGAGACAACGUGUAAGUGUCAUGGUGUCUCUGGUUCCUGCACUGUCCAGACUUGCUGGAGGCAGCUCCUGCCCUUCCAUGAGAUUGGCAACCGACUGAAGCAGCGCUAUGAGACCUCUGUCAAGUUUGGCAGCCCCACCAAUGUUGCCACUGGAGAGGGAGACAUCUCCACUGGCCGAAACCAUCAGCAGCAGCAGCAGCAGCCAUCCCUACCUGGUCCGAGCGAUCAGAUUCCCCGCACUAUGGACCUGCUCCACAUUGAGGACUCGCCUAGCUUCUGUAAACCCAGCAAAUACUCAGCAGGCACUGCAGCACGUAAAUGCUACAAGGACCAGAACUGUGAUGCUAUCUGUUGCGGACGGGGCCACAACACACAAAGUAGGGAGGUGACCGGGCCCUGCCAAUGUCAGGUGCGCUGGUGCUGCUAUGUCGAAUGCAAGCAGUGCACGCAGAGAGAGGAAGUCUAUACCUGCAAGGGGUAAAGCAUCAACUGCCAGUUGUGCUGCAAUCAGUGGAGUGAGUCAAAGAUGGUUGGGCUGAAGUAGACUGGAUGGUUUGUUCUCCUCUGAGGUUGUGCUGCUAUUGUCGGAACAACGUUCUGCCGAAAAAACUGAGAAGCAAGCCAAAAACGCAAAAAGCACUUUGAUGGAUUAAUGUGUGUUGGAGUUUCAGGGGUCCUGCAGAAUAAAACUUUGCUAAGACGACUAACUGGGUUACUAUCUCAAGCUUUUUGAUCACAGUACUGCUGUGAGGAAAAAAAAGACUUUGUUGUUACCUGUUUGAGAAAUCCAUUAGCAACAUUUUCUAAAAGAAUAAUAACCCAGUUGUAAAACAAACCUGAGGAUGAUAACGCAACAGCCUUUGUCUAAUGGGCUUUGCCCAAAGAACAGAACAAUGUGUGCCUAUUGUGAUAUGUGUGCGUUUAUUUUGGUGGUCUGUAGUGAUUUUCGUGACAAUAUUUUUAUUCCAGUUAAAGUCACAUUCUGAGACGUUGUAAAGAAAAAGACAGGGUGUAAACAUUACUCACACAUAUUUACACUCACACUUAUCAUAUGUUUGCAUAAGUAUGUAAAAAACAAACAAAAAAACAAGUUAUAAUUUAGUGAUAUUAUACAAGCCACUUAUUGUAAAACAAACCACUAAAAACACAAACAUUUUGUUUGUGUACCUUUUCUCUCUUUGUUUUAAUCAAUCUGACAAGUGCCUUUGGAAAGCAACACAGUUGUGUUUAAUGGCCUUUUAUGGAUAAUUUAUAGAUCCUUUGGGACUACUCCUUUAGCAGGAGGAUUUGUUGUCUUUUUUUAGUAAUGUAAUAUAAUAACUGUACAUACAUUAAUAGAAAACAACUAAACCAUUCAGUUUAGGCUAUUCCUAGCCUUGAACAAACCAGUGUUCAGGGAAUAACUUAAACCACUAUAUCUACAAAGAUUAAACAAUAUGAAAAGUGUAUGCAAACAAUUUUAAGAGAUAAUUAAGUGGAUUUAAGCAAACAUUUUUGCAGCAGGUUAUCAUUUAAACAGCAGACAUGUGGCAUGUGACUCCCAUCAGACUUUAUGGAGUUCUGUGCAACUUCAUAUUUUUUUAUAGGUUUUUCUUUUUAUACUUUAUGUUGUAAAGAAGACUGUGGAGAACUGUAGGAAUGUAACUCCCUACCAUUUCCCUGUUUGCCUCUCCUCUGCAGCUGCCACAAUUUGAUUGAGCCAUAUUGCAGUGUGUGCAGUAGAAGUUUUAACAGUCUGGGGCAGCUGAGACUGAAUUUUAACCUGACGGUGUGCAAAUCUGCUCAAGUGAAUAAGGUUAUGUCUUGUAGCUACCAUUAAAAAAAAUUGAAAAUGCUUAUAUUUGCGUGAGAUUGCCCAAACUGAUGCUUAAAUGUAAUUUCACUACUGUUUUCUAUAGGAAGCCUGUAAAGUUGUAUUUGUAUAUGAGUUCAUUUACAUUUUUCUCAGACUUUAAACUGAGGUAAACACCUUUGGACUUAAUCGGACUCUAAAAUACAAAGUGUGCUAACAGUGACACUUGAACACAAAAGUUUAGAAUUUUAAUAAAUGUAAAAAAGAUGUAUUUUAAAACCUCUUCAAUCAGAGGUUAUGCCACUGCAAUACCAGAACACCCGUUACUAUAGGAGAUUAUUUUGGUGUUAUACAUCUUCAGUAAAACAGUACAAACAAUAACAUUUCACAUGUUCUGGUGUGAAUUAACUACUGAGUAAAGAACACAUUUUUGUAUUAUAGCACCAUUCACGCACUGAAGCCCAAAUGCCCUUUGAAGUAUUUUAGACCUAUAUUUAUGAUUACAAUCAAGUGCAGAAUUUUUUUUAUUUAACUUGUUUUUCAGAUAAUGUAAAUAGCAAUGGUUUCUUCGCCUGUGGUAUAAAGACAAAACUAAGGCACAUGUUCAGCUCGCAUAAAUAUCUCAAACAGACCUGUAGGGAAUAAAGUGUUAUUUUGGUUCUGGAGUUUAUUUGUUUUAAUGCUGCAAAAAACAAACCAACAAACAAAAGUAUAAUAAGUAGACUAUUGAGAUUAUAUUAAUUCAUUAUUCUAACUUUGGUAUUGAAUUCAUGCUUAAGGAUGGUGGACCUCAUUUGGCUUGAAAACUAAAUUCCGAAAUUUUUGAUAGGAGAUGGCACUCCAAAUAAAGACUGGUUAAAACGCAUACACAGAACUUUGCACGCUACAUGGUGACCAUAAUAGCUAUGCUGAGACUCUGUGCAUAAAUGCCUCCUCCCCACAGCUUCUGGUUGUUUUUUAUAUUUUUUUUCCACAUUUGCUUUGGCCCAAACACUGUGAGCCUCACUAGUCUCAAAUUAAACGGAUUUGCAGCGGAUAUGACAAAUACACCAAUUUCACAUAGAGUGCAUUCUUUAAUGUGUGUUAUUGUUUGUACAUAGUCCUACAAGUUUUCAAGAGAAAGAGGAGCAUGACGCAUAUUACACAGUUAUCUAUGUUCUCAAAAACAAAGCUCUGCACUGUUUAGUAUUCAGUGGUUCAUGUAUAAAAUUAUAUUUUAUGGAAAAGAUUAAGAUAUAAAUUAUUUUUUCAAAAUAUGAUGAGCAUGUGUUUAGUGUAAAUAUGAGUAUAUAAAAAUGUUAAAAUGAUUUUAUAUUCUUGGUUUUAUACUUUUUUUCUCAUGGGUGUUUGUGCCUUUUUGGGGUGGAGGAUUUAUAAAGCAACAUAUUUUAAAAUAUUGUAUCAUUACAUGUCAAAAUGGAUAUUUAAGCACUAAUAAAUCCUAAAAAAAAAAUUUGAAUCAACGCACCUAUAGCUAUUUAAGAUAAUCACAAUCAUCAAGAAUUCUUUAUUGAGCGAGAUCUUAUUUUUCAUGAAUACAUUUUUAGUUAAACAUCUUAAUUUGUUAUUGUAGCCAUCCAACCAUAUGUCUCCUACAGUGUUAACCAAUGACCACACCUGUAUGAACAAAUUUAUACACAAACUUCUUAGUGUUUGGUUAGGAUUUAUGCUGUGUUUAUCAGACACAUAAAACACACCAACUAUGUAUUUUAUUUUUGUAGAACUAUGAUACCAGCUGUGUUUUGUCCAUGUCCACCUAUUUUUGUCUUAUGGGAACUCUAAAUUAUUUUCCCUCUACCUCAUGUGUAUAGCUUGUAGGUAUAAACAGAUCGCAAAUGACUGGUAAGAAUGUAUUUAAGUUAUUUAACAUCUUUGUAUAACAAAGGCAGAACAAAAAAAUU
Messenger RNA from Cyprinodon variegatus (sheepshead minnow), 4356 nucleotides. RefSeq names its product protein Wnt-9a-like (gene wnt9a). The coding region runs from base 32 to 1144 and encodes 370 amino acids. The transcript is spliced from 4 exons. Gene Ontology annotation, molecular function: cytokine activity; frizzled binding. NCBI's taxonomy places the organism in Eukaryota, Metazoa, Chordata, Actinopteri, Cyprinodontiformes, Cyprinodontidae. The record is from RefSeq and is a predicted model, not a curated record. Gene Ontology annotation, biological process: multicellular organism development; neuron differentiation; canonical Wnt signaling pathway. Gene Ontology annotation, cellular component: extracellular region.